This is a messenger RNA of Trypanosoma cruzi, 1152 nucleotides long. Its product is annotated as mucin-associated surface protein (MASP), putative. Bases 1 to 1152 code for a protein of 383 amino acids. NCBI's taxonomy places the organism in Eukaryota, Euglenozoa, Kinetoplastea, Trypanosomatida, Trypanosomatidae. The transcript has a single exon. The record is from RefSeq and is a predicted model, not a curated record.
AUGAUGGCGAUGAUGAUGACUGGCCGUGUGCUGCUGGUGUGUGCCCUCUGCGUGCUGUGGUGCGGUGCGGUUUUUGGACGCGCGAUGGACGAUUACUGCAGUGAGGGUGGAGGGAACGGUUUGAGGCACACGAGUAAUGGUGGAGAUGACGGCGUGUCUCUAAAGGCGGACUGCGAGGUGUUAUCCACUCGAAUGGCAUUAAUAAAGGCGGUUGAAGCUGCGGAUGAACAAGAAAUGGGUGUUACAGGCCCAUCUCACGAUACCGGGGAACCACUGCAGAAUGAUACGAAGGGCAGUGCAGCGCCUGGUCCAGGAGGAGGUAUUGUCGCAGGUCAGCCAGAAGCAUCACCGCCGAAGCCCAAAGGAUCAGGUACAGAAGGACAGCAGGGAAAACCAGAAGGGUUGGAUCCAAAUGGAGGAAAGGAAGUAGAUAAGAGGGAUCACACGGACGGUAAAACAACCGAGCCCCAACACCAAAGCGUUGAUCAAUCAUCUUCUUCCUCUUCUUCAUCUGGCAGCCCUGGCACUCAGAGCGGUGAAGAACACAACUUGGAGAAUAAUUCCAAGAGUAAUGAACCCUCCGAUGAUUCACCGGAAGAUGACGAAAGUGAUCCUCUUAGCCAAUCCGACAGUCGUGAAGAGAAGGCGGAAGAAGAACCAAAAAAAACAGGAGACAAAAAAAACUUAAGUCAUGAGGCACCAACAGAGACACGUGGAAGUCCAGCCAACGACGCAGGAAUACAAACGGCAACACCAUCGCCACCACCAGCAACAAUGAAUGGACCGUCCAGCACUGAGGAUUUACCACCCGUGCAAGCGCCACAACGCGUCCAAGACGACAAUGCAGAAUCAAGGCCACCAUCACACACGGCAAACGGUGAUGCCGCCAAUAAUGAAGCUGACAAUAGCACUGAAGAGCGCAUGCCCAACAAUGAUCCAGCAGCUGAUGGUGCAGGGACAGCAGAAGAAAAACAAAAUGAAAGUAAAGAAGCCAAUCCAAAAGAAAAACCAGUCGAAGCCACAGCCAUGAAAAAUGACACGGCGACGACUGGCGACAGUGACGGCAGCACCGCGGCCUUCCACACCACCUCCCCUCUUUUGCUUCUUCUUGUUGUUGCGUGUACGGCUGCUGCUGCUGUGGUGGCCGCGUGA